AUGAAGCAGAGAUUCUCGUCGCUGGAUGUCAAGGUCAUCACGCGGGAACUGGCCUCGGAGCUAGUCAACCUCCGCGUGUCCAACGUCUACGAUCUGUCCUCACGCAUCUUCCUUUUCAAACUCGCAAAACCAGACCAUCGCCGACAACUCAUUGUCGACUCCGGCUUCCGCACCCAUGUCACCCAGUACUCGCGUACCGCCGCGACCACCCCCUCGCCUUUUGUGACCCGUCUUCGCAAGUUCCUGAAGUCUCGCCGUAUUACUGGCAUCUCCCAAAUUGGGACUGACCGCAUCAUCGACUUUUCUUUCAGCGAUGGCACAUACCAUAUGUUCCUGGAAUUCUUCGCGGGUGGCAACAUCGUCCUGACAGACCGCGAAUACAACAUCAUUGCUUUGUUUCGAACCGUCUCAGCUGGUGAGGGUCAGGAGGAAAUUAAGCUUGGCCUCAAGUACACCGUCACCAAUAAACAGAACUACGAUGGGGUCCCGCCAAUCACCACAGAGCGGGUUAAGGAGACGAUCGAGAAGGCACAGGCUUUGUUUUCUCAAGAAGGCAAUGCGCCCAAGAAAUCCAAGAAGAAAAAUACAGAUGUCUUGAGAAAAGCAUUGUCGCAGGGCUUUCCAGAAUACCCCCCAUUACUGCUGGAUCACGCUUUUGCGGUUAAGGAAUUUGAUCCUGCCACGCCGCUAGAUCAGGUUCUGGGAGAGGAAAGCUUGCUGGAGAAAGUGAAAGAGGUGCUAGAAGAAGCACAGCGAGUGUCUAACAGCUUUAGGACCGGGGAGAGCCACCCGGGCUACAUUGUUGCGAAGGAGGACACGCGACCUCCUGUCGAAGACGAAGCCCCCUCCAAGGCUACUGGUCUUUUGUAUGAAGACUUCCAUCCAUUCAAACCCCGACAGUUUGAGGGCAGGCCGGGGACGACGAUCUUGGAAAUCGAGCGCUUCAAUGCGACUGUCGACGAGUAUUUCUCGUCUUUGGAGUCGCAGCGACUCGAGUCCAGAUUAACGGAGCGCGAGGAGGCAGCCAAGCGAAAGCUCGACUCUGUCCGCCAAGAACAUAAGAAGCGGAUCGACGCUCUCAAAGAUGCCCAAGAUAUUCACAUUCGCAAGGCGGGUGCUAUUCAGGACAACGUGUACCGAGUUCAAGAAGCCAUGGAUGCCGUGAAUGGACUGGUGGCACAAGGAAUGGACUGGGGCGAGAUUGCGCGCUUGAUUGAGAUGGAACAGGACCGAGGCAACCCGGUUGCGCAGAUCAUCAAGUUGCCUCUCAAGUUGUAUGAAAACACCGUCACGCUACGCCUCGGGGAAGCUGGUGACGACCAGGAUGACGAGGAGGAGCUUGCCACAAGUGAUGAGUCUGACUAUGACUCUGAGGGCGAGGAGGCACGAAGAGCAGCACAGGCCGACAGCGACUCUCGCUCGCUGACUAUUGACAUUGAUCUUGGCCUCACUCCAUGGGCGAACGCAACUCAAUAUUAUGAGCAGAAGAAACAGGCCUCCGAGAAGCAAGCACGGACCCUUCAGUCUUCUUCGAAAGCGCUCAAGAGCCACGAGAAGAAGGUGACGACCGAUCUUAAGCGGAACCUGAAGCAGGAAAAGCAAGUUCUACGAAAGGCCCGGACACCCUUCUGGUUUGAAAAGUUCCUCUUCUUCAUUUCCCCGGAAGGGUACUUGGUUUUAGGGGCAUGGGAUGCGAUGCAGACCGAGUUGCUCUAUCGGCAUUAUCUCAACAAAGGCGAUAUUUUCGUCCAUGCAGACCUAGAAGGAGCAACUCCAAUUGUGGUCAAGAACCGACCCCAGAGUGCUGAUGCGCCCAUCUCCCCUAGUACUAUUUCCCAGGCAGGCAAUCUUUGCGUCGCGACCUCGACGGCAUGGGACUCCAAGGCGGUCAUGUCCGCCUGGUGGGUACAUGCCCAUCAGGUAUCGAAAAUUGCUGAGACUGGUGGAGGCAUCUUGCCUCCAGGUGAGUUUCAAAUAAAGGGCGAGAAGAACUUCCUGGCUCCGUCGCAGCUUGUAUUAGGGUUUGCCGUCAUGUUUCAGAUCAGCCGGGAGAGUGUUCGGAAUCACAAACAGCGAUUUGACCUGUCCGAUGCUCCUGAAGAGGUUUCCGCUGCCACAGUGCCUGAUGAGCUGUCAACACAACAGACCUCAGAGCAAACUACAGCCGACUCCAAUGACCCAUUGUCUACACAAAAAGAAGUCCCAGAAAAGCCAGAUUCUGCAUCCAAGGCUACUGAGGAGCCGCAAGAGGAAGAGGAAGAGUCCGACGACGAUGAAAAUGACGAUGACAAGGCACCAGUGAGGAACGCUCUUCAGCGAGGAGAUUCUGAGCUUCCAGUGAACGAAAGGCCCUCGGCUCAAGAACCCGAAGCCGAGUCAGACGAAGAUGAUGCCAAGAGCGAGGAACCUGAACCUGAACUCGCACAAGGAGAGCAACAGGAAGGGGAGAAUGAUGAAGCUGCAUCCACAGCGGAUCAGGAUGCUGGACCUGAGCAGAAAGACCAAGAAAAGCUCUCGGCCCGCGAACGACGUAUUUUGCUGCAAGGCAAGCCCCUCGACCGACCAGGCCAGGCCGAACCAGCUGCGCCGCGAGUGGCACCAACUCGCGGUAAGCGUGCUAAGGAGAAGCGUGCGGCCGCAAAGUAUGCCUACCAGGACGAGGAAGAGCGUGAACUUGCUCUCCGACUCCUCGGUGCGAACAAGGGCAAAGCAGCCAAGGCGGCAAAGGCAGCCGAAACCAAGGCGCAACGGGACCGGGAAGCCGAAGCCCAGAAACAACGACGUCGGAAACAACAUGAGCGCGCCACCGAAGCCGAGCGCAAGCGCCAAGCUCUUUUCGCAGAGAGCGGAGCGGGUGACUCCGAUGAAGAGACUGCCCUCGCUGAAGCUGCGGAUCUCAGCUGGAUCCCUGCAUUGGUCGGUACGCCGACUCCGGACGACGAAAUCCUCGCGGCAAUUCCGGUAUGUGCACCAUGGGGUGCACUGGGACACUACAAGUACAAGGUGAAGCUACAACCGGGCACAGUUAAAAAGGGCAAGGCUGUCAAGGAAAUCAUCGGUCGUUGGGUAUCUGAAACUACUACCGGGAAGGUCAAAAAGGAGCAUGCUGAGGACGCGGGGAUCCCUCGCGCUGAUGCAGAGCGAAUGCGAGCACGGGAAGGUGAACUGAUCAAGGGGUGGAAAGAUACAGAGAUCAUCAACACUAUGCCAGUAAGCAAGGUGCGCAUCAUGACUGCUGGCGGUGCUGGUGGCGGCGGAAGUAGUGAGAAGGCGAAGGGCAAAGGUGGUGGAAAAGGUGGUGGUGGUGGAAAAGGAGGGAAAGGAGGAAAGAAGAAAUGA
Messenger RNA from Penicillium alfredii, 3339 nucleotides. RefSeq names its product putative DUF814 domain protein. The transcript is spliced from 4 exons. Bases 1 to 3339 code for a protein of 1112 amino acids. The record is from RefSeq and is a predicted model, not a curated record. Gene Ontology annotation, biological process: ribosome-associated ubiquitin-dependent protein catabolic process; rescue of stalled cytosolic ribosome. Gene Ontology annotation, molecular function: ribosomal large subunit binding; tRNA binding. Gene Ontology annotation, cellular component: RQC complex. NCBI's taxonomy places the organism in Eukaryota, Fungi, Ascomycota, Eurotiomycetes, Eurotiales, Aspergillaceae.